AUGGGUCCUCGCGUGUCGACGUUUGCGUUGCUGGUGCUGCUGCUGGUGGCGGCUGGUGGCGCUCACCACAGGUCAAGCCACGCCACGAGGCACGGCGGUCGAGUCAGAGCGGCCCACAGGGCCGGCAAGGCGUCCCCAGUGGCGAGGAGCAAGGGCGCUUCCGAGGAGCCGCUGCUGGUCACCAUCAAGGCCGCCAAAGAGCUCGAAUUCGACUUUGGAGACGAUGGGACAUUGGAGAAAGAACUGAUAGCCACCGGGUGUUACGACCCUAAAACGGUCGUUGGAUACGACGUAACACUGGACGAUCACCAGCGUAACCGCAUAUUCGUGACGACGCCUCUUGUCCGCCGUGGCAUCCCGGUGACGCUGAGCACCAUUCCCUAUGACGGAGAGCAUUGUCCGCGCCUGAAGCCCUACCCCAGCCUGGAAAUCCACCGCACCACGGAGGACUCCAUCACCGACUGCAACACCCAGCUGGUGGACGUCAUCAGAACGACGAAAACAUGGGCUGAUGAUGAUACGCUAUACGCCCUCGACAACGGUGCUUUGGACCUGAUAACGAGUACCAAAAAUGUGUGUCCACCCAAAAUUGUCAUCUUCAACCUGCGGACUGAUGAGGUCACCAACUCCAUAGUAAUCCAGAACGCAGUCUGCAACUCAUUUUACUCCUAUUUGUGGGUGGACGCGUGCCCUGAUGGUUGCCUGACGGCCUACAGCUCCGACACCAGAGGCAACGUACUGUCGGUGACGGACCUCACCACUGGAGCCUCCAAACACCUGCAGAGCCAGUACUUCCACCCCAAGCCCGGCUUCUUCUUCACGAAGGCGGGAGGUCCAGCCUACUAUCUACCAGACGGAAUCGAUGGAGUGACCGCCGAUGAGAGCUGCGAUGGGAAACUCUACUUCCAGGCGUUCGCCAGCAACAUCCAGGGCGUUGUCGACAAGCAGGUCAUCCGAGAUGCAUGCGACGGGGAUGUUUUGGACAUCAAGACGCAGGUUAAUCUGCCGGGGGAAAUAUCAGGGCAGAGCGGAGCAAUAGCGGUGGAUCCAAAAGGACAGUUGCUAUUCUUCCCCGUUCUAGAUGAACUGGCUAUCUACUGUUGGGAUACGAGCAAGCCUCACGACCCAAAGAACUUUCGCUUGAUCGUUCAAAAUGAUGAACAUCUACAGUACGAGAUGAGGCCUCACGCGUCGACGUUUGCAAUGCUGGUGGUGCUGCCGGUCGUGGAUGGUGACGCUGACCACAAGUCAAACCACGUCCUGAGGCACGGUGGUCAUGUCAGAGCUGCUCACUGGACCGGCAAGACGUCCCCAGUGACGAGGGGUAAGAGCGCUUGCGAAGAGCCGCUGCUGGUCACUAUCAAGGCCACCAAAUGGAUCGAGUUCGACUUCGGAGACGAUGGAACGCUGGAGAAGGAAAUGAUAGCCAAAGGACUCUACGAUCCUAGAAUGGUCGGCGAGUAUGACUUGACAAUGGACAAUCACCAGCGUAACCACAUAUUUGUGACGACGCCUCUUGCCCGUCGUGGCAUACCGGUGACGCUGAGCACCAUCCCCUAUGACGGAGAGCAGAGUCCGCGCCUGAAGCCCUACCCCAGCCUGGAAAUCCACCGCACCACGGAGGACUCCAUCACCGACUGCAACACCCAGCUGGUGGACGUCAUCAGAAUAACUGUGAGUCUCCUGUGGCAUGUACAUUCGUACACCGCACGCAAACAGUCUCUGUGCUGA
This is a messenger RNA of Schistocerca piceifrons (Central American locust), 1731 nucleotides long. Its product is annotated as protein yellow-like. The record is from RefSeq and is a predicted model, not a curated record. Lineage: Eukaryota; Metazoa; Arthropoda; Insecta; Orthoptera; Acrididae. Bases 1 to 1731 code for a protein of 576 amino acids. The transcript has 7 exons. Gene Ontology annotation, cellular component: extracellular region.